GCAUUCCUCUGGGCUGCUCCCUUUAUAAGUCACUGCUGGCCGGGCGCCCGCUCGCAGCUCCGCAACCUCCCCGCCGGCAGCGCUGCCGCUGCCCCCGCCAUGCCCUAGCCCCGCUCGCCCGCCGGGGGACGCGCAGCAGCCCGGGGAGGGACGGCGGCGAUGGCACCCCCGUCCCCAGCCCCCGCCCGGCCCUGAGGGCGGCUGCUGCCGGGAUGUUCAGCUGGCACCGGAGCUUCACUCUGGGAGCACCCUGGAGGAGAGCAGGUAAGAAGAGCCCACCUGCUGAGGACAAAGUUGUACUAACACAUAUGAAGAUACUGAGCAAUGAAGGAAUUCAAAACCCAGGGUUAAUCCCAGAGGCUCCGGCUGACACAGCCUGCACAGCAGAGUCCCAUCUCCCCAGCACCAGCCUCCCACCAGACUGCCAGGGAAACGCGAAUGCAGUGGCCACAUCAGCAGAUCCAGACUGUGUAGAUGCCCCAGCAAGCACAGACUAUGUAGCCACACUACCUGACCUCAGUACCUUCGAGUCCAAAUACCGACUUCACAGAUUCUCCAAAUUUGAAUCUGAGGACUCAGGCGUUGAAUUGCCAAGUGGGGCUAAUUCUCCAUCAACACCAACAGGUUCAGAGAAGAGCUUUGUCCUUCACAGCAGAGACUCAUUUUGUGACUCGGGCGUGCUUAGCACCUCUUCUUCUCCAGAAAUUGACCAUCUGAUCAUGGGAACAUGUAAAGACCAUGCCAGAAAAGUCAGCCACCAAGAUCCAGAGAGUGAAAAGCAAGCUGAGUACCACAGCCAGGAGGCAGAUGCUGUGCAGGGUCCUACAGCUUCCCUUGAAGACUUCAGUGUCCCUCAGCAAGAAAGUCCCAAUGAACAUUUUGACCAGAAUGAAAGGCAACCUUUGGAAAAGGAACCUACCCCAGAGACAGACCUUCCCAAAGAAAGCACCCUUCCCACCCCAAGUCCAACAGAAGAUCCAAAGACAAUUGCUGACAGUUUACCAGAAAGCUUUGACAGCAUGCAAGACAUUCAGAUCCAUGGACAUCAGCUGAAGAAGUACCCCACAAGUGACAGUCUGGAUGAAUACAUGGAUGAAUGCUGUAGACUGAGUGAGGUGAACCAAGGUAACAGCAAAGCCCUGGGAUCUGGUCUGGGAUACCUGGAACACAUUUGCCAACUGAUUGAGAAGAUUGGGCAGCUGCAAGAACACAACCUACGUCUCCAAAAGCAAAUGUGCAGCUUGCAGAAAGAGCAAAAGAUGAGCCAGAUAAAAGAGGAGUACCUUCUGCAGCACUGCUGCUGUGGAGCUGCCAGCAUCUUCCUCAGCUCACACCAAGACAUGAAGACGUUUCUUGCUGGGAAGAGCAGACCUCACAGCCUCUUGGUUCAGACUGGAAACCCUUCUGACCUUUCCAUCAUCCCAGAAAUAGGAGCAAAUGCUGAAAAGCUGAGCAGCUGCAAUGGAAGAGAGAGAUACUUGGAUGCAGGAAACAGCCAGCCCAUGAUGGGGCUCAGGAAGUCGUCAAACAAUUGGAACAAUAAGGAGAAUGAGUUCAGAGAAGCUGGUAGUAUGGCUGAGGGACAGGCUUUUCCGUCAAAGGACCCUGGACUAAGAAAGGGCCUGGAUGUCAGCAAGAACAUCUCGGGUGAGAGCCAUGCUUGGGGGAGAAUGAAAGAUCUUAUGAGAAAGACACGGCUGAGAAACCAGAACAAGCUGGGGCUGUCCUCUGCUGCUCUGAAGAGGUCUUGCCCACAGUUGUACAGGCCAGAUAUUAUGUCUUCAGAGCUGAGGAAAACCGAGAGGAACUCCAUGAUUGUUCUGGGGCAAAAUACAAAGAAUGAAAACAUAUGGCCUUUCUGAUAACCUGAGUCAAAUGGAACAAGAAAGGCAAAGAGGGAACACCAAUGGACACAAAACCAAGAACCUCGGGGUUACUUUCUGCAACCGGCAUCCUACAGUUGUCAAUAGAGAAACUCCAAUUUGAGUGUUGGAAAGGAAAGAGGGAAGGAGGAAGUUGAGAAGGGUCUGUGGACAGAUGCAUGCUCAGCUAUGUAUGGCUUCAUUCCUGGAUUUGAAGUAUAUUUAGAAAGUCAGGCCACAGGUGAAAAUUGCUGUUAGCAUAUUGGCAACAUAACCAAUGAAAACUUUUAAAGUAAGAUUUGGAAAUUAUUCUUCUUCUCUGAGUAAGGAACAGAAUUACCUGAAACACUGACGUUUUAAAUUAUCAUUGCUUUUUGGGGACCUUGUCCAGCUGAAAUAAACUUAAGCUUUAUGGGACACAGCAGCAUCUAGAAGAGUACCAGGGACUCCUUGCCUGGUGCAGAAGUGGCUGUUGGAAGGACAGCAUCUUCCUUCUAGGGGGGCUGAGUUGCAGCUUCUGCUUGUCCCCAACAGAGCUCCUCCCUCCAGAGCAGCAUUUGGCCAGCUGUGCCAUUUUACAGGAAUUCAACUGGAAAACCAAGUCUGUAAAGCCAAGACUUUCUAGAAGGCCAUUCCUGAAUCCACCCCUAGCUUCCAGUCCUGGGGGCCUGUCCUUCUGCAGAGGCUCCUGGACUCCAGUGCUACCCUGUGCAGCAGUUGACAUCACGCAGGCUCAUUGCAGAGAGCAGAGGAAGGGGCACUGCAGGAAUCAGAGACUGGGGGGUGCAUCCAAGGCAACGCCUCAGUUUCACCAGCCAGUUCAGCUCUUGUGCUAUCAAUCUUCUGGGGAGGGAAACCAGGCUUGAAUUUCUAAUUUUAAUGGAGAAGUUAAGUCCUCUGCCUGUGCAGGUGGCAGCCUGAGGCUGUAGGUGGGGAAGUCACGCUGCUGUACAGCUCAGCCUGUGCUCCCUCUGCUGGGAAAAGGCAACAAGGAGAGCAGAGCUGCAAGGCAGAAUCAUUCAAAUAAACACAGCCUUUAUAAGCCGCUGCUCUUUUGGGCCACAUUAACAACUCUGUAACGCUAUGGCCAUGUUUGGUGGCUGCCUUAUUGCCACAUGUCCACUGAUUUCAGACUGAAGGGACAGGCAGCACGUGCUUCUGCAGUUCACAUCGUUGCAGUGGUCUCUGCACACCAGCUCGUAUUGGUACUAGCACAAUAAUUAACACACAGGGAGUAAAGACUUAAAUAAACCAACUUUGCCUCUUGUAAAAACAUUAUUCUACCCCCUAAAUUACAAUAUAAUUGCAAGUCAAGCAAUCAUUGUUUAAAAAUCCCUUCCCAACCCAAACUUGCCUGGGAACCAAGAUUUGGGCUGUCAGGAAUGGAUCAACUUCAGCAGGCUUAGCCUUUCAGUAACAGAUGCUUCCCCCUUGCUCAGCUGGAGCCUUUGGAGUCCUCAAAACCAGGGCAGGAUCUCUUCUGAGAUCCAAAGCACCCCAGCCACGGUCUCCCAGGGCAGCCAUAGUUUGCAGGGGCUGCAGGGGUGAGUGAAGGCAGCAGCCCAGGUUUGGUUUUCAGAGCACUCGAAAGGAUUGUCACUUAGCAUCCAAAAAAAAAUAAAUUAAACCCCACAAUUGAAAAAUAAAAAAAGAUGGUCUGUGCUGACUCAAAGUUAGCACCCUAAAGUAGGUGCUGUGUUUAAUAUUUCAGUUGUAGCUGCUGCUGCAGAACUUGGUUAUUCACUGUAUAUCUUGCUAGCUUCAUCUGAAGCUAGAAAGAUUUAUAUCUUGAUUAUUCUGUGAAUAGUCUGUAUAUCUCAUAAAUACAGGGGUCUAAAAUCCUGCAUUAAGUUACACCCUCCAUUAUCCCUUCAGCUUUACAGAAACUGUAAGGAAUGUGAAUCAGUGCAAACUGAACUUAAAGCAUUUUAAGACGUAGCAUCAUGAACUGGUAUUCCCCACCACCACCUCCAUUCACAUUAUAGUUGUGUUUCGUUUUUUAACUAAAAUGAACUAGCACUCUUUUUUUUUAUUACAGCAUUAUAUGAAAUAUAUUCAUGCCUUUUCAAAAAUAAAUAUAUUUAUGACAUGUAACAUAUUGUAUAGUUCUCCACUUCAGGAUGCAUUGUAAUACAAGCAUAAGAAAUUUAAUAAAAAGCUUCACUAUUAUGAUAA
Molecule: messenger RNA, 4037 nt
Organism: Columba livia (rock pigeon)
Lineage: Eukaryota; Metazoa; Chordata; Aves; Columbiformes; Columbidae
Exons: 9
Coding region: 213-1862 (549 amino acids)
Source: RefSeq, a predicted model, not a curated record